Messenger RNA from Hippocampus comes (tiger tail seahorse), 903 nucleotides. RefSeq names its product NF-kappa-B inhibitor alpha-like. The record is from RefSeq and is a predicted model, not a curated record. The annotation marks the transcript as partial. The transcript has 4 exons. Gene Ontology annotation, molecular function: NF-kappaB binding. Gene Ontology annotation, biological process: toll-like receptor 4 signaling pathway; cellular response to tumor necrosis factor. Gene Ontology annotation, cellular component: cytosol. Lineage: Eukaryota; Metazoa; Chordata; Actinopteri; Syngnathiformes; Syngnathidae.
CGGGCCGACGACUGCGGCAACACGGCAUUGCACAUAGCCUGCAAGAAAGGUUCCCUCGCCUGCUUCGGCGUCAUCACCCAGACAAACCAGCGCCACCUCGCCUCCAUCAUCUCCUUCCCCAACUACAGCGGACAAAACUGUCUUCACGUAGCGUCGAUUCACGGCUACAUUUCGUUAGUGGAGAAUCUAGUUGGGCUGGGCGCGGAUAUCAACGCACAGGAGCAAUGCAGCGGUAGGACGGGACUCCAUCUAGCGGUGGACGUCCAAAACCCGGCGCUGGUCCGUCGCCUCCUUGACCUCGGCGCUGACGUUAAUUGCCUCAAUUACGGCGGGUUCACGCCGUACCACCUCACCUACGGACGGCAAAACGACGACAUCCGCCGGCAGCUGUAUGAGAAGACGGCACAGGAAUUGAGGGCCUUGCCCGACAGCGAAUCAGACGAGAGCGAUAUGGAAGAUCUGGACUUGACUGAGGAUGAGUUGUACGAUGACAUCAAGUUUGGAAAGUAAAGGCCGACGAUCUCCUGCCACUGGCGCUGUCGAGAGCUGCUAUCAGGUCACCGAACCCCGGCCCAAAGAAAGGACAAAAACCUGCCCGGGACGUCCGCCGAGUGCUGGCCCGGCGAUCACAAGAAGGAAGACGGCAUCUGCUCUGGUCUAGUUCGAUCCAGAAAACAGAAAUUAGCACCCAGAACGCACGGCGAGACCAUAAAAGGUCCAUGUGUUCUCCCCUGCAAUACUGUAGAAGGGUAUAAUGAUGUGAAUAUACCAGACUGGUCUUUUGUAGUAAAUUGUAAAUACAGAGAUAUUAUUUUUGUACCUGUAAAUAUGUUGUGAAAUGAAACACUAUCGGUGAAAUAACAUGCAAAAUAAAAAGAAAACUUGUGAAGAGUGAAUUCCAGA